Messenger RNA from Lacerta agilis (Sand lizard), 3327 nucleotides. It is a transcript of the gene PPP1R26, whose product is annotated as protein phosphatase 1 regulatory subunit 26. The transcript is spliced from 2 exons. The record is from RefSeq and is a predicted model, not a curated record. Bases 103 to 3327 code for a protein of 1074 amino acids. Lineage: Eukaryota; Metazoa; Chordata; Lepidosauria; Squamata; Lacertidae. Gene Ontology annotation, molecular function: protein phosphatase inhibitor activity. Gene Ontology annotation, biological process: negative regulation of phosphatase activity.
UACUUCGGAGAAGGUGGAGGAGCGGUGUUCCCUCGGAGCAUGAUGGUGUAACAACUUGCCUGAGAACCUGUACCUGAGAGGGCCUCCUUGCUACCGAUUAGGAUGUUUCUCAUGAACACCCCCCCUUUGGUAGCCCUCCAGAGGACAUGGGAGCCCUUUGUCCCAUCGAGGAACUGCAGGUACCCCAUCUGCUUCUCAGAAUCUGAAGAUGACAUUGCUAGGACAGCUGUCAGUGCCCAAGUCCAGAUGAUCAUUAACAACCUCCAGAGUGAAGAGGCAUCCUUGGAUGCCAGUUGCAGUGAAUAUGGCUGCCUUACGCAGAAAAAGCAGAAGGGAACCAAGGUCAGGAGCCCCAAGCUCAGGGCCAGCAGCAGGACGCUGCAGAAACACAUUGAAUACACCCAGAGUCACUGCCCUGCUGACUCUGAUGGCAUGGAGGUGGAAGAGAGCUCAGAAUUUGGCCCUCUCUCACUGAAUUCUGAUAGUGAUGAUUCCGUUGACCGAGACAUAGAAGAGGCCAUCCAAGAGUAUCUGAAAAACAAAGGCCAGUGCAUUUUGCCACUGCCAAGCGAGGCCAAGAGUUUGCACAGUGUAGACAAUGCAGCUUGUAAUGUGUUCCCUACAAAUGUGAAGUUGAAUGAGGUUCAGUGCCCCUGUUCCCCCAAUUACUUUGAGGGAGACACCGCUCUCUCCCCGUGCAGUGUGAGCAGCAACGAUUCUUUUGAACAGAGCAUCAAAGCUGAGAUAGAGCAGUUCUUAAAUGAGAAGAAACAGCAGUCAAGGAAAAAGGAUAUAACACUGGGGAGUAGGAAACUUCACCAGAAAGAGGCCCAAGAGAAGUUGGCAGUUAGGAACCGGAAAGAAAGUCGGCAAAGGUAUCUGAAGCAAGAGCGGGGCAAGGCACUCUUCUUAAGGCACCACCUGGAACUCAGAGGCGCCAAUGCUUCUAAACAGGAGUCAAAAACCAAUGGAGAGGAACUUGGUGACUUCAGUACAACAGGCCAAGCACCCUUGAAAACACCUUUGGUUGGUCAUUCUUGCAUCCUGGAGCAAAGCAGAACAGGCAAGAAAAGGCAGGCACUUUGGAAAGCCAGGGAAGAGCAAACCCUUCAAAGCAUAGACAUCUCUGAUUCAAGUAGUGACGAUGGCAUUGAAGAAGCUAUCCAGCUUUACCAGCUGGAGAAAACCAGGAAGGCAGCAGACUCCAAAGUAGGCCACACUCCUUUUCCGAAAGAAGAGUUUGGGGCCAUCAGGAUAAAAGAUAUAUCUGCCAGGCUGAUGAUCCGUUCAGUAAAAGGUGCCUUGCCAGAGAUCCCCAGGAAAGCUUUGAGCAGGAAGGGGAGGCAAAGCUGCUCUAAAGCAGCAGAAUUUAAUAAGUUGGAUGCCAUUUGCAGCAAGACAGAAGAGAAAGGCAAUGUUGGCCCUACUCUGAAAGACAGCUUUGCCAAGUGUGCACUCACCUUCCAGGCCUCUUGUAGGACAGACACUGCUGCCGAGCUGAUGUGUGCAGAAGCCAUCCUGGACAUCUCCAAGACUAUUUUACCUCUCCCUACAGGAAGCAGCAACAGCAGCAGGUCAUUCGCAACAAGUGAUCCUUCAUUCUGCUCCCAGAGUGUGCCACCCUUCCAUAUUGAAAGUGACAGCUACAGCGUGAACAGCAAUGACAGCAUUGAGCAAGAGAUAAGAACUUUUUUGGCGGUCAAAGCACAAGCAGGAGGCCUGGUAGCAAAAAAUGAAGGGGUCUCACAUAUUGCCCAAAUUCCUCCCUUCUCUGGGCAACCAUUAAAACUGUCACCAAGUCAAAAAAUGAAACCCAAGGCAGGAAGCAAGCAAGGCCAAAGCACACAACUGAUGCUGUCAAAUACACCCCAAGGGGAAGGUGGUCUGAGCAUACUGAAAAACAGUAAGGUUGGAGGGGCAGUGGCUAGCUGCCAACAAGAUGCUGUAACCAUUGCCAGUUUAAUAGAUUUUGGAAACCCUUUGUCACAAGGACAGCUUGGUGCUAGAGAACUUUUUAAAAGCAUGGCAUGGGGUCAACAGAAGUACAUCAUAGAGGAUAAGAGCAGUUCUUUGGAUAGUGAUGAGGACUUGGACACAGCUAUCAAGGACCUCUUGAGGUCUAAGCGAAAGUUAAAGAAGAAACCCAAAGACCAAAGAAUCCCAUGCAAGAAGAGAGUCCGGUUUAGCGAGACAGAGAUGCAGAUUCUGAAGGAUAAAGAAACAGACUGCAAACCCAAAGCUCCCACCUUGCUGAAGAGUUGCCUCAUGAGCCCCGGAAUAAACUUUGGGGAAGAGGAUGCAAAGAAAGGGCCCCGAAGCAUCAUGAAGUCCCAAAGUGCAAAAGCCACACAGUGUGUGUUGGAAUUUAAAAAGGAAUGCCACACUAAGUCAGUGGCAGGGCCCAAAACUCGGGAUGGAGCAAAAAGCAAUCAGUGUCUUUGGGCUGCCACAUCCCUGACAGACAACAGCAGCUCCAUGGAUAGUGAUGACAGCAUCGAGCAAGAAAUCCAGAGGUUCUUGGCAGAAAAGGCUAAAGAUUCCACAGAAGUACCCAGAACUGAUGGGAUUGUUGAGACCUUGCAAAUUGAUAAACCCCAAACAGCCAUAUCUAAAGCCAAGCACCAGCUGUUCAGAGACAGAGGCAAUGCCUUGCUGGAAUGGAGUAAAAAAGCAAAGAAGGCAGGUCCACUUAUGGUUGUGUUGAGAAGUUCUCUGAAGGCUAAAGAAGACAUGCACGUGGUCUCGUCUGAGUGGGAUCUGUGCAGUCAAGGUACUGUGCAGACAAAAAGAUCAGGUUUACCUGCAAAACAGGCAGUGGUUCAAAGAAAGGUUGGCUAUGAUAGCAAGCUUGACCAAAAAAACAUUCCACCUGGGAAGGGCAAAUCUGAGAACUUUAAAUCACAAAAUUACUUUAAACCAUUGUCUUCUUUCAAAAGGAAAAGCCCAUAUGAGUUCAAAGUUUCCAGCAAGUUUAUAGCAGGCCUCAGAAGCACUCAGAAUAAAAAAAAACCUGUGUUUGUAGGGAAAGGGCAGGGUAGGGAAGAUCUGUCAUUCAAGAGGCAGGGAGGUGUCCCAGUAUCAGAUUUGCUUAGUAAGAGGCAAGUAGUGAGACUGCAGAGAGCGAGGGUUCUAAGAUCCAGGUGUCAGGCAGGAUUUAAAGAGGCAGAUAUAUCUUCAGGAGGGGCUUGUCCCUUUUUGACUGGUUUUCCUUUGCACGUACCCAGCACAGCUAAUGACCAAGGGGUCAGAGUUAGCACAGUGUCCCUGUGUGCUGAGUUCCCUGACGGGGUAAAAGAACGGAAAACCCUGGAGCUUCACACCAGUUGA